Molecule: messenger RNA, 2354 nt
Organism: Portunus trituberculatus (swimming crab)
Lineage: Eukaryota; Metazoa; Arthropoda; Malacostraca; Decapoda; Portunidae
Product: adenosine deaminase-like
Exons: 10
Coding region: 94-1233 (379 amino acids)
Biological process (GO): hypoxanthine salvage; negative regulation of adenosine receptor signaling pathway; inosine biosynthetic process
Cellular component (GO): cytosol; external side of plasma membrane
Molecular function (GO): adenosine deaminase activity
Source: RefSeq, a predicted model, not a curated record
CUGAGAGUUGGCAAGUUGGCAACUCUGGCUGCAGCGUGGGGGUGAGUGUGACAGCAGUGUGGAGUGAGCAAGAGUGCGGUCCAGAAAGUAGUGAUGAUCUUCAACGAGCCGCUCAAACACCGGCCUAAGUCACGGGUGGAGUUGCACGUUCACCUUGACGGCGCCAUAAGACAUGAAACCAUCUGGGAGGUUAUGCGGCAGAAGGGCCUUCCUCUGCCUGGGAAUGGCUCACUGGCAGACCUGAAGGAGGCGGUGAAGGUGCAGGAGCCCAAGGACCUCGCCCACUUUCUUCAGGCGUUCGGUAUCUUCCUGCCGGCCAUUGUGGAGGCACGUCCACUCUCCACGGAGAGCGUGUGUGUGUGUGUGUCUGUCAAUCACGUCAAUGGCUCUGUCAAUGGAGUGAAGGAGAUGGUGGUGGAUGACAUUCUGGAUGCGGUGCUGAAGGGAUUGUCUCAUGGGGAACAGCAAUUUGGCACAAAGGUCCGGGUGAUUCUGUGUUGCAUUCGAGGGCAUUCGGAAUGGUCGUGGGAGGUGCUGCGGCUGUGUGAGGAAUACAAGGAGCGUGGCGUUGUGGGCAUCGACCUGGCGGGAGACGAGGGAUCCAGUAGCGAAAAUGAGUCAUUCACCAAGAGGGAUCCAGACAUGGCAGUGUUUGAGGCAGCCAAGGAGAAAGGCAUCCACCGAACCAUCCAUGCAGGCGAGGCAGGGCCAGCGGAUUGUGUCAAAACGGCUGUGGAGAUGUUCGGGGCAGAGAGAAUAGGUCAUGGCUACCGAGUGUUGGAGGAUGAGGAGAUAUACAAGAUGUGUCUGCGGGAAAACAUUCACUUUGAAACAUGUCCGCACUCUUCCUACCUCACAGGCUCCAUGCAGUCCCUCUCCUCGCCCUCCAAGAGACACCCCAUACUCAGAUUCACUGAGGAUGAGGUGAGUUUUGGCAUCAACACAGACGAUCCAACAGUGACAGACACUCGACUCAGCGAUGAAUACAAGCUGCUGAUGCGCUGGGGAUUCACUGAGGCUCACCUUACCCGUGCUAAUUUCCAAGCUGCUCUGCACUCCUUCCUUCCCCCAGCAGAGAAGAAGGAACUUAUUGAUCAGUUACAGGAGGCAUAUGGAUUUGUACACUUCACCCUUCCUUCCACAUCCUCCUCCACCUCCCCAUCAGGCACCAGAACCUCCACACCUCCUCCCAAGCCCAGCGUCACUUUUGGCACCUGGGCUGACAGAUCUUAGGAUCCUCAUGUGCUACCUCCUGUGUUUGUGUGCAGGACUGGUGUAAGAAACUCUGUCUUCAUCUGUUUCUCUCAAUUUUGGUUUGAAUUUGUGAUGUUUCAAUGUAUCUUUUUUUGUUUUAGUGAUGUUUAAUUUUUUUUUUUUUUCUUAUCUCCUGUCUUCUGUUUCUCUUAAUUUGGUUUUAAUUUUUGAUGUUUAAACGUAUCUUUUUUGUAUUUAUUAUGUUUAGUUGCACUUUAUUUUAUAUGAGAAAGGACUGGCCAAGGGUAGCAAAGUACAUGUAUAUUUAAAGAGAAAAUGCUCAUGGAAAUGCCAGUUCCUGAAGAAAUUAUCAGAGUAUUAUGACCAUUAGUAUGUGAAUUUUAUUGUAAUAAUCCUAGUAAUGUCUUUUAUUGUAAGUUAUGUUUUUGUUCAUAAGCAUAAGGAAGUUAUAAAUAUCAAAUGUUGAAUGAAUUAUAUAUUUUAUGAAGGAAAACAAUCUAAAAAUAUGUAAUCUUAUGUAUUGUAAAUUUGCUGUCAUGUAAUGUUAUUGAUAUUUUGUUGCCUGUAGACUAUUUCAUUAAGUCUAUUGGCUCCUGUACUCUAAGAUGCUUUGUUCUCUUAUGAACACUAUUCCUAAAGGCCAUAAAGAUUAUUUGUUGAAUACUCCAGGCUGUUUCUUCUUAAUGGCAAUGAAGAGUUUGUGUCAGUUAGUACCAUAAAUAUGCCAGUAACUUUCAUUAAUGGCAAUUGAUAAUGAAGACUCCUUGUUCAGCUAUCACUAGAAUCAUGAAAACUCCCUUGAUAAUCCACUGCAAUUUACAUUAGUGUUAAGACAGUACAUAAUUCUUGUUAAACUAUUACUAGGGUCAUGAAAAUUAUAUUAAAAAUCCCAGGAACUUUUGUUAGAGUCUAAUGAAGAACCAUAGAAACCCCAAUGACAUUUAUAUCCUGUGUGUUUUUUUUUUUUUUUUUUUUUAUGUAGACAGAAUGAGGUGCUAAAAUAUUGAAGGAUGUGGUCUCAGUCAUGAAAGUUAAUGUUUCUGUUGACCAAUUUGCGUAUGAUUGUUGUUAUUGUCUUGUCAGAAGGUUUUGAUACCACAAGAUUACAGUUGUGAUUAAUAAAAGUUUAGAAAUUAUCA